Molecule: messenger RNA, 2445 nt
Organism: Cucumis sativus (cucumber)
Lineage: Eukaryota; Viridiplantae; Streptophyta; Magnoliopsida; Cucurbitales; Cucurbitaceae
Product: phosphatidylinositol/phosphatidylcholine transfer protein SFH12
Exons: 15
Coding region: 411-2150 (579 amino acids)
Source: RefSeq, a predicted model, not a curated record
GUAUCAUCAAAGUCCAGUGAAUCUUAGCUGACUUCGUCAAUCUUCUUAUUCUCAAACAACAGAUUUUCAUCUUCUUUUUCUUUUUUCUAUUUAUCAACAAAAUUAACAAACUCUCUUUUUUUCUCUCUCUCUCUCUUCUAAUCUUUCCCCCUUCUCUUAUGUUCUGUUGUAAUUCGCCUAAUCUCUCCACAUUUUCCUUACAGCCUUCUCUUUUCUUUUUCUUCCCUCAAUUUAAUCUCCCUCUCCCCGCCUACUUCGCUUUCCUGCCCCUCACAUUUCACCUUCUUUGCGUUUCUCAUUGGCCGGGCAUUUAGGAGAGGAAUUGAAAUCUGAUCUUUUGUGAUAUGAGUGCUUGAUUCGUCUCUUUAAUGCAUAGCCUAUUUCAAUAGUAAACCCAAAAACACGACAUCAUGUCCGGACCAUUGUUUUCCAAACCAGCUCUUGAAGGGUCUGAUCUUGAGAAUUCCGAGGAUGAAAAGAAUACAUCUAUUGGGUCCUUCAAGCAGAAGGCAGCGCAUGCCUCCUCCAAGUUCAGACAUUCUAUGACAAGAAGGGGCAGGAGAAGUAGUAAAGUUUCAUCUGUGGUAAUUGAAGACGUGCGCAACACAGAUGAGAUGCAGGCUGUUGAUGCCUUUCGCCAAGCAUUAAUAUUAGAGGAGUUGCUACCCGCCAAGCACGACGACUAUCACAUGAUGCUCAGAUUCUUGAAGGCCAGGAAGUUUGAUAUUGAGAAAACCAAGCAAAUGUGGUCUGACAUGCUCCAGUGGCGUAAAGAAUUUGGCGCUGACACCAUAUUGGAGGAUUUUGUAUUUGAGGAGCUCGAUCAAGUCUUGGAUUAUUAUCCUCAAGGACAUCAUGGUGUAGAUAAGGAAGGACGGCCAGUAUAUAUUGAGAAGUUGGGAAAGGUCGAUCCCACAAAGUUAAUGCAAGUCACUGAUCUUGACCGCUAUUUGAAAUACCAUGUACGGGAGUUUGAGAAGACAUUCUUGGUAAAGUUUCCUGCCUGUUCAAUAGCCUCCAAGAGGCACAUUGAUCAAAGUACAACAAUAUUGGAUGUCCAAGGAGUGGGACUUAAAAACUUCAAUAAAACUGCCCGGGAACUCAUUUCCCGCCUUCAAAAAGUUGAUGGCGAGAACUAUCCAGAGACCUUGAAUCGUAUGUUCAUCAUUAAUGCCGGUUCCGGAUUUAGAAUGUUGUGGAACACUGUAAAAUCUUUUCUAGAUCCUAAAACCACAGCAAAGAUCCAUGUUCUUGGAAAUAAAUACCAAAGCAAGUUGCUGGAAAUUAUUGAUUCAAGUGAAUUGCCAGAAUUUCUUGGAGGCACAUGUACCUGCGCCGAUCAAGGAGGAUGCAUGCGUUCUGAUAAAGGUCCAUGGAAGGACCUAAAUAUAUUAAAGAUGGUCAACAAUGGAAACCAUAAAUGUUUAAUGGAAUGCGGGGAUAACGAGGGACAUCACUUACCCGAUGUUAAGGAUGUCUGCACCAUCUCCCCCAAACAUUCUUUUAAUCACGUUGAGCAUCAAUCACUCUCUUCUCUCCCUGAGGUUCCAAUUACCAAGAAUAUUCAAGUGCCUUACAAUGAGGAUUGUGUUCGGGUGAUCGAUAAAAAUGUGGAUUUUGCAUGGAAAACAGUGCCAGAAAAGAAAAUGUUAGCCUCUUCCAAGGCAAUAGAUUGUGGUUUAGCCGGUUCAGUAGAGGCCCCUGGGGGUCUUAAAUUCAAGUUUGUCGCUAAUAUUGUGGCCUUCCUAAUGGGAAUUUCUGCUACGGUGAGAUUGGCUCGCACCAUGCCUAAGAAGCUCACUAAUGCCUCCAUUUACUCCAACCCAGUUUACUGUGCUGACGACCCGAUGUACAAGGGUCAGUGUCAGGGUCAGCCACCUUUAUUACAACCCUUACCUGAUUACAUGUCCACCGUUAAGCGCAUGGCUGAAUUGGAAGAGAGAGUCAAUAAGUUGUGCAUUAAACCUCCUGACAUGCCUCGCGAGAAAGAGGAGCUACUGAAAGCUACAAUAACCCGCGUUGAAGCCCUUGAACAGGAGCUUAUCGUAUCCAAAAAGGUUUUGGAGGAAACAAUGGCUAGACAAGCUGAGAUCUUUGCUUAUAUUGAGAAAAAGAAGAAAAAGAGGAGACUGAUACCAUUCCGCUGGUGAAGGGAUAUAUCCCACAAACGAUCACAGCUACGACCGGUUAAGCGAUCGCCCCCAAACACCAAAUCUCUCCGCUCUCUGUUUAAAACCAGAAAAAAAAUGUAAAUGGAGUUCUGGUGAAGUUGUUUCAAUUUUAUUGUACACAGUAUUUAUUUCUGAUGUAAACCUGAGUUCGUCGUCAUUAGAUUAACCAAAAGAAGAAAACCCCCAUCUCUUUAAAUAUGAUGGGGGGGAUGUAAAUUCAUAAGAGUUUCUGCAAGAAACGAAAUCAAACACGUGUGUUUUACUACAAAGCAAA